Molecule: messenger RNA, 7242 nt
Organism: Anolis carolinensis (green anole)
Lineage: Eukaryota; Metazoa; Chordata; Lepidosauria; Squamata; Anolidae
Product: unconventional myosin-XV
Exons: 58
Coding region: 23-6640 (2205 amino acids)
Cellular component (GO): cytoskeleton; myosin complex
Molecular function (GO): protein binding; cytoskeletal motor activity; ATP binding
Source: RefSeq, a predicted model, not a curated record
GAGGAGGAGUCUUCUACAAAAGAUGUGUCCAGCAAUAAAACCCAACCAGUUUGAAUGUUGGAAAGCAAUGCAAGGAGAGCCAACGCAAAUUCAUAUGUUUGUUUGUCUCCCCAGCAAUGGGUCCAUCUGCGGUGCCAUCACUUCCCAGUACCUUCUGGAGAAAUCGAGGGUCGUCUUUCAGGCCAAAAACGAACGCAACUACCAUAUCUUUUACGAGAUGCUGGCUGGACUUCCCGCCCAGCAGAAGCGGAAAUUCGGCCUCCAGGAGGCAGAAACCUACUACUAUCUCAACCAGGGAGGGAACUGUGAGAUUCCUGGCAAAAUGGACCUGGAGGACUUCCACCGCCUCCUUGACGCCUUGGAGAUCCUGAACUUCACUCCUCAAGACCAGGAGAGCAUCUUCCGGAUCCUGUCCUCCAUCCUCCACCUGGGGAACGUCUACUUUGAAAAAUACGAGACGGACUUCCAGGAAGUGGCCUCGGUUGUGAGCGCGAGGGAGAUCCGUGUUGUGGCCGAACUCUUGCAAAUCUCUCCCGAGGGAUUGCAACGGUCCAUCACCUACAAAGUGACGGAAACCAUGAGGGAGAAGAUUUUCACCCCACUCACUGUCGAGAGUGCGGUCGACGCCAGAGAUGCCAUUGCGAAGAUUUUGUAUUCGCUCCUCUUCAACUGGCUGACGGACCGCAUCAACAAGCUCAUCUUCCCUCGGCAGGAAACCCUCUCCAUCUCGGUCUUGGAUAUCUAUGGAUUUGAGGAUCUUGGUUUCAACAGCUUUGAGCAGCUCUGCAUCAACUACGCCAACGAGUACCUCCAGUCCUUCUUUAACAGGAUUGUCUUCAAGGAGGAGCAGGAGGAAUAUAUCCGCGAGCAUCUGGACUGGAGAGAGAUCCUCUUCAACGACAACCAGCCCUGCAUUGAUCUCAUCGCUCAGAAGCCGCACGGGAUUUUGAAGAUCUUGGAUGACCAAAGCAGUUUCCCUCAGGCGACGGACCACACUUUUCUCCAGAAGUGUCACUACCACCACGGCUCCAACAUGCUCUACUCCAAGCCAAAGAUGCCCCUCCCGGAGUUCUCCAUCCGGCACUACGCAGGAAAGGUCACCUACCAGGUCCAUAAAUUCCUGGACAAAAACUAUGACCAGGUUCGCCAAGACGUCCUGGACCUUUUCGUCAACAGCAAAACCAAAAUGGUGGCCAACCUGUUCUUCAGCCACGCUCAAGUGGUGGCCCAGCAGAAGACCAUGAUGGGAAGGAACAGCACCGGAAGGAGGAAGUACAAGCCCCAGACGGUGGCGGCCAAGUUCCAGCAAUCGCUUCUGGACCUGGUUGAUAAAAUGGAGAGGUGUAACCCUUUCUUUGUCCGCUGCCUGAAGCCCAACAAUAAAAAGGAGCCAGAGCUUUUUGAGUCCGACGUUGUCAGCAGCCAAUUGAGGCACUCGGGCAUCCUAGAGACCAUCCGGAUCCGGAAAAUGGGAUUUCCAGUGCGCAUCCCUUUCCAGACCUUCAUUGAGAGGUACCGUUGCCUUGUGGACAUCAAGCCCGGCAUGAUCCCCGAUGGGUGGAACUGUGUCGGGAUCCUGAAGAAGCUGUGCGCCGUCACCCCAGAUAUGUACAGCAUCGGGACCUCCAAGCUCUUCGUGAAGGAGUGCGUCUACCAGGAAAUGGAGGUCAAGCGAGAGCGCAUUGUCCAAAUGGCCGUUGUGACGCUGCAGCGCUACAUCCGCGGCUUCCUGAUCAAGAAGCGCUUCUACGCCCUUCGACAUAGGAUUAUCCUCCUCCAGACCCGGGCCCGGGGCUACCUGGUCAGGCAAAGGUUUCGGAGGCUGCGCCGGACGCUCCUCAGGGUCAGGUGCCUGGUGCACAUCUACGUCAACCGCCGGAGGUUCCUCAAGAGGAAGGAAGAGGAGCGCCGGAAAGCCGAAGAGGAGAAGAAGAAGAUGGAGCAGGAGCUUAGCAAGCGCGAGGUGAUGAGAGUUGCCAACCUGGAAAUCCCUGCCGAAUUGGUUGGGUUGCUGAACACCGUGGCAGUUCACAAGCAGGUGAACGAGGACUGCGUCGUCUCCGUCCCUCGCCCCAAACUGCAGGAGGAGUCCCAGCUCACGUUGCCCCUCGACGUCAACAACUACCCCAUGGCCAAGUACGUGCGGAUCCACUUCAAGGAGCCCUUCUUCGGGAUGCUCACCAGGACACUGGCGUCUCCUCUGACCCUCCUGGACGAGAGCCUGGCACACGAAGCCAUCAGCAUCUUCAAGCUGGUCCUCCGCUUCAUGGGCGACCCCCAGCUCCACGGCAUGCAAGAGAACCUGUUUGGGAACUACGUGGUGCAGAAGGGCCUCUCAAUGCCCGGCCUCCGGGACGAGAUCUUCUCCCAGAUCACCAACCAAGUCUGGCGCAACACCAACAUCCACAACGAGGAGCGGGGAUGGCUCCUCCUGGCCGCCUGCCUCAGCGCCUUUGCGCCGUCCCACAACAUGGAGAAGUUCCUGCUCAAGUUUGUCUCUGACUACGCCUUCGACGGCUACAAGCCCAUUUGCCAGCACAAGCUUAUGCAGGCCAUGGAGAAGGCCCAGGCGGGGGGUGAUGCUGCCCGAUCCUUCCCCCCGACCCUCCUCGAAUGGACGGCCAGCCGGGACAGGGUCAAUAUGGCCCUGGACGUUUACUGCUUCAACGGAGAUCACUUCUCUUGCCCUGUCCACUCAUGGAUCACCGGAGAAGCCCUUGCCGAGAACGUCCUGAAAUACAGGGGACUCACGGAGGGAUGGAAAGGCUGGUCGGUGACCAUGAAGGAUGGCAACCAGUGGGCAGAAUUGGCUGGCCAUGACUAUGUCCUGGACCUGGUCUCUGACCUGGAGUUGAUCCGGGGCUUUCCAAAGCAGAAGUCCUACUUCAUGAUUGCCUCAGACGAUCUAGAGAAGAAUCCAGUUGGCAAAGCAACAUUCAGACAUGGUUUGGAUUCAAGCGAAGAAGUCCCCCCACCUCCGCUGAUAAAGGCCCCCACCAUUGCUCCGACCCUUCUUCUGGAUUCGGAGGGAUAUUGCAGCCAUGAUUCAGACACCAUCAGUGAACCCCGGAGCCAGAAGGGUUUGGAUCAUUACCUGGACAGCCUUUUCGACCCAGUCCUCUCCUACGGGAACGGCGAACUGGAGAGAUCGUCUGUAGUCUCCCAUCGAAUGAAAGGCGGUGGACAGAUCGGACAGGGCAACGGAGACCAGGGUGGUGGUGACGGUGAACCCCAUGGAGGACCCCAAACUUUGGGUGGGGAAGAGGCUGCUACACUGUUACUGAAGCAGGCUUACCGCAACCAGCAAGAGUCUGUUUUGGCUCGCCACAUGUCACAGCAGCUCAAUGCCCUCCACCAGAGGCAGCAGCACGCAGCAGUGACCCCGAUGGGGGGCAUGUCCUCCCCCCAAUCCUCCAGCCCAGGGUCACCCCGCCAUAGAAGCCCUCCCAGAGUGCUGUCCGGACAGCCCUUCCAGAAGGAAGCUGAGAAAAGAAUGGUUGAGAGAACGGUGACGUCUCCCAGCCUCAUGCAAGGCAGAACCAGCCCUCAGAGUCCUGAUCUUGCUUCCAGACUGCGGGCCGGAGAACUGGUCCGCCAUUCCAAGCUGAACUCGGAGCACAUCCCGGAGCCGACGCAGAACAUUCGCAACAUCAUCAAACAAUACCAGCAACCGAUGCGAGUCCCCGAACCCAUCAGGAAGGAAGGGGGCAAAGUCUUUGUGAAGAAGAUGGAUCCUCACGAAGAAGCGUUGAAGAUCUUGAAGGGGCAGAUGGCCGCCACGGAACCUCCUGCACGGCCCACACCGACCCUUUGGGAAACGGUUCCGAAGGAGGUGGUGGCCAUGGUGAAACCCGUGCCGAGUGCCAAGGCGGUGGUGCCCCCCGCCAUCCGCUCAUCUCCUCCUGCCAUCACCAGAUCUUUCCAAGCCGCCUCUCCAGACUGGUCAUUGAGCGGUCACUCGUUCCCAGCCUCGGCUUCGAGGGAAUUACCGACGGAAGACGACCAAAUCCAGACACGGCUCCACCGCCGGUGCAGCGAGGAAUUCUACGCCUAUCGCAACGUCUCUUGGAAAAUCUAUCUCAGGAAAGAGGUUUUUUAUCCCAAGGAGAACAUCAACAACCCUCUUCUGCUCGAUCUUCUUUUCCGGCAGAUCUUCAGUGACACCCAGUCCGAGGCCUGCCUGCGCAUCACCCAGGACGAGAGGAUCCGUAUGAAGACUCUCUUUGCGGAAAACAAGCUGGACUCCUUCAGUCCGGUGGCUGACGAAAGCGUCAAGAAGGAAAUCAUAAGCGUCGCCCGGGAUGUUUGGGAAGUCUACUUCUCCCGCCUUUUCCCAGCCACAGGCAGCGUGGGCACCGGCGUCCAGAUCCUGGCCGUCUCCGACACGGGGAUCAAACUCCUGCGUCUGGUCAAAGGGACCAACUUGCUUGGAGAACAACUCCGGGUCUUGCGGGGCUACAGCUACGGAGAAAUCCUCUUCGUCUCCAUCCCUUCCAAGAACAUGCUGGAGUUCAACCUCAGCCACGAAAAGCUCAUCCUCUUCUCCCCCAAAGCCUCCCAGGUCAAGACCUUGGUUGACUAUUUCAUCAUGGAGCUCAAGAAGGAUUCGCAGUACAUGGUUGCUAUCAAGAACCACAUCAGCGACGACAACAACCUCUUGCGCUUCCACAAAGGAGACAUCAUUUGCCUUCGGCCCAUGGAAGGCUUGGGGCCAGACCGCUACUUCGGCUGCGUGGUGAGGAAGAAAGUCCUGCUCCUGGAGGACGUCAAGAAGGGCACCUUGGACUUUGGAUGGAAGUUUGGUGCCAUCUAUGGAAAAUCUGGAUUUUUCCCUGCUGACUGUGUCCAGCCUGUGGCCGCUCCGGAUUUCACACAUCUUCCGACAGAGAAGAAGGAAGAACCCAGAGACAAGCAAAGCAAAGUGGCCGCCUCCGCUUCGGUGGCCGUGGCCGUGGCAUCGGCAGCCGUGGCACAGGAGCUUGACAAAAAAAUUGAGGUAUCUCCAUCCGGCAGUGAAUACGUAGAAAGUGGAGAAGAUGUUGGGGGUGCCAAGCCCAGUGCCCCACCCGGCGGCGGCCCCUUGACCAUGCUGGAGUUUGCCAAGAAGUAUUUCCGAGAAGGUCCCCGGGCAAAGAUGGACCCAGAGAAGCAGAAAUCCAAAAGGAGCGAGUCGAAAGCGUUGACGGAGUUGCUAAAAUUCACCAAGAACCCUAUCCAAGAAUCGCUCAUUGAAUUUACGGACAGCAGUCUGAACAAACUGGCUUCGGAAGCCUUCCAAGCCGUGAUGAAGUUCAUGGGAGACCUCCCGCUCAAAGGACAGACCGACUUGGAUGUGGUCUAUGCACUCUUGAAGCUCUGUGGAGACCACGAGGUCCUCAGGGAUGAAGUCUUUUGCCAGAUCAUCAAACAGAUUACGGACAACACCAGCUCCAAGGCGGAGAGUUGCCAGAAAGGCUGGCGGCUUCUCUACAUUCUCAGCGCCUACUACCGAUGCUCUGAGGUCCUCAAGCCUUACCUUCUAUGGUUCCUCCGGGAGGUCUACAAUGAUUCCGGCAUGCAUUUCCAAGGAAUUGCCAAAGCCUGCGAGCAAAAUCUGCAGAAAACUUUCCAGUUUGGCGGCCGGAGCGAAUUCCCCAGCAGCAUCGAGCUCAAAGCCGUGGUGGCCGGGCGCAGCUCCAAGCGACAGCUCUUCCUCUUGCCGGGAGGGAUCGAAAGGCACCUUAAAAUCAAAACUUGUUCGGUUGCCCAGGAUGUCAUAGAAGAGCUGUGCUCCGAAAUGGGUCUGUGCCGUCCCGAAGCCAUCGACGAGUACAUCAUUUUUGCCGUCACCAACCGAAAUCAGAACGUGCGUCCUUUGAACAAAAGGGAGUACAUCCUCGACGUGGUCAUGGAGGUGGACAAUAGUUCCAUGUUCUGGUACCGGCGCGUCAUCUGGGCCCAGCCCUUAAAAUUUGACAAUGAGCUCUACGUCACCAUGCAUUACAACCAGGUCCUGCCGGAUUAUCUCAAGGGUCUUUUCAACACCAUCCCACCGAGCGAGCAGCAGUUUCAGCAAGUCUCCCGACUGGCCGCCCUCCAACAUCGGGCCAAGGACCGCGUCUACUUGCCAACCCUACGGGAGGUCCAGGACUACAUCCCGCCCCAGUUCUUGCAUCUGCAGAAAGCUCAAGCUUGGCUUGAAAUGGUCACGCAACACAUCCAUCAAGCGCAGGCCCUGAGCAUGCACCAGGCUCGUGCACAGUUCCUAGGGCUCUUGAGCGCCUUCCCCAUGUUUGGUUCAUCCUUCUUCUACAUCCAGAGCUGCAGCAACAACACUAUCGUGUCCCCUUGUAUCCUGGCUGUUAACCAGAACGGGUUGAACUUCUUGGACAAGGAGACUCAUGAACCCAUUGUGACCUUCUCGUUGAAAGAGAUCCAGUCGACUCGCACCCAGCGCCCUUCAGCUGGCUCUAGCUAUCCAUAUGUCGAGAUCAUGUUGGGGGACUUGAUGUCCCAAAGGAUCACACAAUUGCAGCUGGAGCAGCUUAAUCUGCAGAUGGGUCUGGAGCUGUGCCGGGUAAUCGCCACACACAUGGAGAGCUUGCUGCACGCAAGGGAAAAGAGACUUACGCUCCCACCGAGCGAGAUUACGCUGCUGUGAUCAGAUCAUAAAUCAAUACAAAAGAAGAACUUUCUCAAUUUAAGACACAGUUUUUUGACUUCUCAGAAUACUUACCCCAAAUGGACCAGGCUGUAUUUUUCACCCGGACUAGUCUUUAAGAGAAGCUCCCUUUGGCCAGCAAGACCAACCUGAUUCCAGAUCCUCCAAACAAUGCAACAACUGUUAUUUUCGCCUCCAUCUGGAACCACGUCUCUCUUUUUCCUCCAACAGCUGGCACCCAGAUGUUUCUGGAAGCUUCCAAACAGAGCAUGACAAUGACUUCCACCGCCGUCCCUCAACUUUGGUUGUUUAUAUGCAUAAGUCAUUUGUAAAAUUAUUCACAAGCUUUUGUAACUCCUCAGGCUCUUUUGUAGCAUAUCCCGGUUUUCUUUUAUCGUUGUCAUUAUUAUUAUUAUUUUUAUAUAAAAAUGACAAAUCUUCAAAGCAACUGGCGAUUGUGCCAUUCGGGAGAGACCGAUAUAUAGUAAUAUAAUUUUUGUACUAGUUUUACACUCCAGAUAUGUUUUCCCGGAGUUUUGGGGGGAGGAUUUUUUUGUCCUAUGUAUAAUUAGAUGGAAAUUAAAAGUGUCUUUUUAUUGUCA